AUGACUAUCUCUGGUGGCUAUAUCCCGAUUCACGCGAACUUUUCUGGCCCUUACGUCAACACUCACUGUCCAAACAACCCACACCACGUUCAUCACGGAACCGAGCCCUGCGACUGUGUGGACGCGCCCACAGCCCGACCCUCGUCUGGAAUGCCAGUCAACAGCGCCAAUGCGACGACCACACGAGCGCCAAGCAUGCACCUAUCCACUGGGGUCUCAACACCAAGCAAUACAACAGCAGCUGCUCCUUACCCAUCGAACACACUAUGUCCAGAGAAUGACGGAAGCACCAUCACUGACGACAAAGGGGCCAAUUAUCUUGUCACCUGCAACACGGCCUUCACCGGUAUUCAAAUGUCCAUUGCUAGCACCCUUCGACUCCGUCUGCGACAGAGUGGUGAUACAGCUAGCUCUUGCAUGGCUCUAUGCGACAAAGAAGACUCCUGCAGCGGUGCCAACGUGUAUGCGAACAAUACAUGCGAAUACUUCAGCGAGAUCGACAACUUUAUGGACUUCGCCGGCUCAAUUGCUCUGUACAAGAUAAGCGGUCCACCAGUGCAAGUCAGCAGCACGUCCGCCGCUACUUCGGGACUUCCAGUGAACUCGGCGAACAGUACCGGUCCCGUCACCUCAAGCGUGCGAGCGAACACGACUUCUGCCGCUGUGAUACCGUUGAAGAGCGUGUCUGGUGGUUACAUUCCUAUUCCGGCCAACUUCACGUUGCCCUAUUUCAAUCCUCACUGCCCGGGCAACAAGACCCACGUCCACCACGGAACAGGGCCUUGCGAUUGCGAUGAUGACGGCGAGCCAACUCCAGCGCCGAAACCGAUACCCAGCACAGGGUUCAUUGUAUCUGCGAAUACUACCACUCCCGUUCCUGGACCGACCGCCUACCCGGGAACGAUCUCGCACUCGAUGCCUGCACCACACACUGCUCCUCCGGCUAUCAACCUUACCAGUGUCUCGGGAGGCUACAUACCCGUCAAGGCCAAUUUUACUGGCAGCUAUCUGAAUACGCACUGCCCUGGAAACAAGACUCAUGUCCAUCAUGGCACCGAGCCCUGCGACUGUGGAGCUGACGAUCACGUUCCCACCGCGCACCCGAGCUUUGGCUUUCCUCGACCAAGCGCCAACGCUACCACUACCUCUUCGGCACCCAUCCAGACUUCGCAAUCCACAUCUGAGAGCAGCACUGUAUCGAUUGUCAGCUCGACCUCGACGUCGUCUUCAGUAGUCCCAACAAGCACCUAUCCACCAGUCUGCCCCGGCAACGAUGGCCAGUCUUUCACCGACGACUCCAGCGCUGAAUACACGGUACAUUGCGAUACUUCGUACACAGGAACCGUUAUUUCUCCCGCGCUUAGGCGACGAGCAGCUACAGAUUCGACUCAAGAGUGCAUGGCCGAAUGUGAUGGACUGGAGGCUUGCGUGGCCAUCACCUUUGCACCCGGUUCGUGCACGCUUUUCAGUGCCAUCAAUGGCACCUCUACGAGCCCAGGAGCGGUGGCGGCGUUGAAGACAGAUGCAGAGACUAUCAGCAGUUCGUCGAGCAGCACCCUUUCGACCUCAACGUCAUCUUCUACUCUACUGUCGACAUCUUCUACUCUCCUGUCGACAUCUAGCACUUCGACUUUCACGGUCAACCAAAGCACGACUUCAGCUCCGGUGGUUUCACUCACAAGCGUCUCUGGCGGCAUUGUACCUAUCGACCCACACUUCACGGGCAGUUACCUGAACACACUAUGCGCCAGCAACCACUCUCAUGUCCACCACGGCACGGAGCCCUGCGAUUGCGGAUUGGACCUGCCAACAGCCGGAUUUGGCCUUCCUCCGACUUCGUUGCCCGUCUUGGCUAGUUCGACCGAUGCGGCCGUAUCCACGAGUGUUGCUCCUACCGCAGCGGCACCAGUAACCACUUCGGCACCACUCAGCACGUCCUCAAGCAGCUCCAGCUUGUCUACUGCCCAAGCUACUACGUCGACAUCACUCAGCAUGUCUUCCAGCAGCUCCGGCUCGUCCACCGCACCAGUCAGCACAUCGACAUUCGUGUCGUCCGCAGUAAUCACUUCAGCGCCGGUGGUUCCAUUGACGAGCAUCUCUGGUGGAGUGGUGCCAAUUGAUCCGCACUUCACUGGUAGCUACUUGAACACCCUCUGUCCCGACAACCAUAGCCACGUACACCACGGCACAGAGCCCUGCGACUGUGGAUUGGAUCUUCCCUCGACGAGUGCUGUACACGCAGAAAGCACCACUCCCACUGUCGCGGCGAUCAGCACGACCUCUGGAAGUAGUGUUGCUUUGCAAAGCUCGACUGCUUCGCCGUCUAAAGAGACGACAUGUACUACAGAGUCGCACAGCUCUACUUCCUCAAAGGCGGCUGAGACGACUACUCAGAAGACAACUCAACAGGCGGCUGAAGCGACGAAUCAGAAGACGACUCAGGAGCCAGCUAGCACUUCGACCAAGAGCGCAGCCAAGACCACGAGCAGCAAGAGCGCGCCUACGGAAGCGCCGAAUCACGGUGGCUUUCCAUGGGGUCACAAGAAGCCAGACACUUCUGCGAAGCCCACUACUUCAAGCAAGAGUAGCGUCAAGCCAUCAACCAGCAGCGACAAGCCAACGACUAGCAGAAAAGCAGCUCCAGUCGGAUCUUCGCCAAAGCCUGCUCCAGCUCCUGAGUCGCCCACAGCGCAGGCACAUUCGUCGAGCACAUCGCACUCUACCUCUACCUCAAGCAUAUCAACAUCGAAGUCAUCGUCAUCGUCGUCUACGAGCACCUCUUCCGUCACGCCAAUACCCACUAUGCCCCCAGCUUGUCCCUCCUACGAUGGAAAAGUCUACAGCGACGCGAAGAGUCAGGAAUACAAUGUGGUCUGCGGCACAGCCUACUCGGGACGCACGAUUCCCGCGAAGCACAAGCGCGACUCACAUGUCUCUGACGCGGAUUGUAUGGCUUCGUGCGAUGCCAUCGAUGCUUGCGUUGCGAUAACACUCGUCUCCGGCCAAUGCUCGCUGUUUAGCGAAAUCUCUGGCUCGGCACCCGUGAGCGGAGCCACUGCCGCCAAGAGGGUGUCCAAGAUUGGUAGCUCGAAGAGCAGCAGCAGCAGCACUUCCUCUACUGUCUCAUCGACAUCUUCGACGGCUACCAUGGCACCUACCGUCUCUGCCUCGACAAGUGCUCAGCCUUCGUCCACCUUCUCGACAGUGACGAAGCAAUCCACGUCAACCAAAGCUCCGACACCAGCCAACACACCGGCUCCCGCCCAGGCUCCCCCGAAGCCUACCCAACCACAGGCAGCGCCGCCUAACCACGCCAACUGGUGGCAAUCCUGGUGGGGCGACAUGUCGCAUUGGUUCGGCGGCAAAAAGCCCGACAACAACAACAACAACAACAACGACAACAACAAGAAGCAGCCUCAAGGCCAAGCGCCGCCGCCGCCACCUCCUAGCUACGGCAGGUUUGGAUUUGGAUAUAAAGCGAAGGCGAAGGCGAAGGCGAGGAAGGAGUAG
This is a messenger RNA of Lecanosticta acicola, 3510 nucleotides long. The record is from the annotation of a GenBank genome assembly. Lineage: Eukaryota; Fungi; Ascomycota; Dothideomycetes; Mycosphaerellales; Mycosphaerellaceae.